AUGGCCGCCCCCUUAGAAAACAUAGACUUCUCCUCAAAACAGGAGCCCAUCCUACGCGAUAUAUCCAGUCUAAAACAAGGAAGCAUCUCAGACGACGACCGCGAAGUCUUCAAAGCGAACGUCAACGGCGUCGAAUACCGAACCGUCACUUGGCAACGCGCCAUCGUGAUCUUCAUCAAAACCCAGAUCGCCACUGGCGUGUUGGGUAUCCCAAGUGCUCUGUACAAUCUCGGUGCUGUUGGAGGCGGAAUCUGCGUCGUUGCUUUCCAGGCGCUGAAUCUAUAUACUACCAUCAUUGCGGGCAACUUCAGAAACAACCAUCCAGAAUGUCACACAAUCGUAGACAUGGCUGGAGUUGUCUGGGGUCCAAUUGGUCGAGAAUUCGUCGGGGUCAUAUUCGUAAUCGCAUUCAUCUUCUGCACGAGUAGCAGUAUCCUCGCUAUAUCCAUCGGCCUCAACGCUCUUUCGAACCACGGGGCUUGCUCAGUGGCUUUCACGUUCGUCGGCACAGUUCUAACGAUCAUGUUCUCUUGCAUCCGCACAUGGGGCAAGAUGACCUGGCCGCUAUCAAUUGGUUUCAUCUCCGUAAUGGCUGGAGUUAUGGUCGUCGUGAUCGGUGUAACAACCAAAUCUCGCCCUGCUGCUGCUCCUCAGACCGGUCCUUAUGAGUUGGGAUUUUACGCCAUCGCCCACCCAACGUUCGCAGCUGGCAUCACAGCCGCAUGCUCAAUCAUGAUAUCUUCAUGCGGGUGUCCCGGGUUCAUCCCCGUCAUCGCCGAAAUGAAGAGACCGCAAGAUUUCAAGAAGGCUGCCAUUAUCGUGGCUGCACUCGUCGGCGCCAUCUAUCUCUCUUUCUCAAUGGUGGUAUACAGAUGGUGCGGCCAAUGGAUUGCCUCUCCCUCUUUAGGAAGUGCCGGCCCGUUGCUCAAGAAGGUUUCGUAUGGAAUUGCGUUGCCGAGUCUUGUUGUGAGCGCGGGGAUCUUCAACCACACGUCCUCGAAAUACCUCUUCGUGCGCUUCCUCCGGAAUACAAAGCACCUGCAAUCAAACAGCACGAUCCACUGGUCAACCUGGAUAGGGUGCAACGCCGGCGUCGGGAUUCUCGCCUUUAUCCUCGCGGAGGCGAUUCCGGUCUUCAACUACAUUCUCUCCCUCGAAGCAGCGCUGUUCUUCGCGCCUAUGAGCUUGCUGUUCCCUGCGUGCUUUUGGAUGUACGAUCACAAGGAAUAUAGGACUGGGACCGGGAAGCAGAGAUUGAUAUAUGAGGGCCAUGUAUUCCUGGCCCUGAUCGCGAGUUUCUUGGUUGUGGGUGGUACGUACGGGACGGUUGUGCAGAUCAAGGCGAGUUAUGAUGCGGGGCAGCUGAGCAAGGUGUUCAGUUGUGCGGAUAACUCGAAUACAAUCGGGGUGUAA
Molecule: messenger RNA, 1413 nt
Organism: Hyaloscypha bicolor E
Lineage: Eukaryota; Fungi; Ascomycota; Leotiomycetes; Helotiales; Hyaloscyphaceae
Exons: 3
Coding region: 1-1413 (470 amino acids)
Biological process (GO): amino acid transmembrane transport
Cellular component (GO): vacuolar membrane
Molecular function (GO): amino acid transmembrane transporter activity
Source: RefSeq, a predicted model, not a curated record